AUGGCGGAGAAUUUAAACACGAUUGACCGCGAUGGACUAUCUGCUCUUCAUCGAGCUGUUCGUGUUAAUAAUAUCCAGGAUGUCAAAAAUAUGCUGGAUUAUGGGGCGGAUGUUAACUUGAAGGACAAAGAUGGUUUCACGCCAAUUCAUACUGCUGUAAGGUAUCUGCGAUUAAUUAAUUAAUGUAUGGAGCAAAUAAUAGAACAAAUACAUUUCAUAUAUAUGUACGAGCUGGGUUGUACCCUUGUCAUCUAGCAUACUAAGGCGCAUAGUGCUUAUGUGCGUACUUAAAAGAUGGAGAUUGAUAAAAAUAAAUAAAUAAUUAAAAUAAAAAGGGGGAGCAAGAACAACUGAAAAAAGAAACAUUCUCUUAUCUAUCUCCCCUUUAACUGCUUUAAGAAAAAGUGUUUUCCUUCACUUUUUCAUACUGCCCUUCGACAAAGAAAGAUAAUUGAUUGACCUCACCCGACCGAUAAAGAAGAAAAUUUUUUAAAAUCCCUCGCAAGGUAAACGAUUAAGGAAACGCCGCGGGUAGGUUGGCUUAGCAAAACUGUGAGUUCUGCGUGACUUCCUAGAUGCCCCCUUGGCAAUCACCUAGAUACUUAUUUCAUCGUUGUCGCUCUCUGCGUUUGUGCCUUUCUGCUCUCCUCUUAGUUACGUGGGAGUAAAACUGUGUCUCCAAACUAAGGGCUGUUCAUGUGAAUAACUUUGUCUUUCCAUCAGGAAUGGGUUUUGUUUCAGAAUGGCCCUAUUUUUGGAAUCCGUUUUUAUCCUGGUCAAAAAAAAAAAUACACUGUCUUCCUUGGUUCCAAUUUUUUUAGAAUUUUAAAAAUAUCCCAAAAACGUGACACAACUCCUUUAAGAACUACCGAAACGAGCAUUGGACUCAAAAAUUGAAACUGUUUUUAGCCAAAUAUAAACAGAAACACCAGCCUUUGCAGUGUGCCUUGUCUACUUUUUCGCACUCUUCAGUUUGAUUUAUAUUUUUGCUGCCUACUGCUGUUACAGACUAGGUGGGGAAAAUAUUCAGAAAUUUCAUUUGAUUCUCAUCGUAACUUUCGCAAAUAUUUGAUUUAUUUAAGGUUCGAAAGAACAGAGAUGAUCAAGCUUCUGCUUGAAAGGGGAGCGGACCCACUUAUAGCGACCGAAAUUCAAACGUCACCACUGGAUUCAGCUGUACGUACCAGCCUCGUGGAGAUAUGCGUUCUUCUUCUUGAAGACCAAAGGGUGAAAAAUUACCUAAACCAAGGAAAUUUAAAGCCCUUGCUUCUAGCCUGUUAUGAGGGAAGGCGAAAAGUUUGUGAGUUGCUUUUAAGGUAUGGAGCCGAUUUCACCCGCACGGUAUUUGGGGGAAGCACUCCUCUGCAAAUUGCAGCUUUUCAGGGACAUGAAGACGUGUGUGAACUAUUCAUUGAAACAGGUAAUAUAACCUAUGAAAAAAUGAAAAUUAGUAACGGUUAAAAAGAUGGGUUAAGAAUAACCUGGGGAUAGUGAAAUUUUUGGUCAGUUAAAAGUUUUAAUGAGUAUGACUUAUGAUUGGCUGCUCUAGACUGAAAUAGCCUAAAAAUUAUCCGAGAAAAAAACGCUUUUGAGUUGGUGCUAAUCCUCCUUCGAACAACUGAGCUCCGGUGAAUAAAUGGGAAAUAUGAUAUAUUUGUGCUUAUAUUUGCCCAACAAUCAAGCGGGCCCCAUCCUUAGGAAACUGUUAAUUUAAUUGCCAUUUUUCCAUUUUCAGGCUUAAAUUUACAGCACUUUUCGCACUUCCUUUUUCUGUUCAUUGAUCAUUUUCACCGAGACCAUAAUGAACCAUGUUUACCCCCCAAAAUUUUACGUAACCACCGUUGCAAGGUAUGUCGACUUCCUAAGAGAAAUCCCAGACAAUAUUUCAUAUGCAAAAUUGGUUGUGGUGGUUAGGGGAGGGGAAGUAAGCCAGGCGCAUUUUGGUCUCUGUGAAAAAGGUCGAUACAUAUAUCCACUUAUCAUGUUAAUUUCUUAGCUUUUGAUAAUGAUGACAUGAAACCAAGCGCCUUAAAUUUUUUUGUUCAAACAGCAUCCAAAAAGCUGCAAGACCUUGGUGGAUUUGUGAAUUCAAAAAACGCAGAAGGCAACACUCCUCUUCACUACGCCUGCAUCGGAGGCCACCUGGGAGUGGGAGAACUUUUACUACGACACGGCGCGGAUCGUAACGCUGUUAAUUUUACAGCAUCUGCUUCACCGCUCCAUUUGGCGGCAAAACACGGCCACUUGUCAAUGGUAGAGCUACUUAUACUGUAUAAUGCAGUUACUGACAACAGAGAUGGCAAUCUAAGGACACCGCUACAUAGGUAUAGUGGGUUGGGAUUUAUUUUCAGUGUUAUUGCGGAAAUGAGAGUUUUAAAUUAUUCUCAAAAGUAGUUAAGAAAAGCGUCUUUUGAUAGGAGUAAUGCUUAUGUAAACGUAUGGAAGAAUGUCCAACCAUUGUAUUACUAACUUUAUUAUUUCUAUUAUUUCUAUUAUUAUUAUUAUUUUAUCAUUAAAUUGAUUCAAUAUGUAGAUUAGACAUUGAUCAAAGCGAAGCUCCCAUAAAGACACUCAAUAAAUUUCAAACAAUUAACUUAAAGACAUUGCAAAGAAAUCCAUACUUAAAUUUUACACGAAAUUCAGCCAAAUUAGGAAGUUACAAAGUGCCCGUUAAAUUAAGAGAACAUAAAAAUAAUCACUUAAAACUUUAAAAGAAGGUUAAAAUAACAUAACAGAAACAACAGAUGCCACAGAUGGUCAAAACUGUAGAAGAUUAAAACGGAUUGAAAUGAGGGUUUUUGAAAACUGUUCAGCCUAGCAGUUUUUCAACGUUGAUCCCUGCUGCUUGCAACUUCAAAAAUAAUGCUCAGGAGACAUAUUUGUUUGUCUGGGAUCUCUGAUUUUGUCAUUUACAUGUAAUUUCUUUGCUUACUUUAAGUUCCAUAGCGAUUGAGGGCGAGUGAUUGGCAAAAUUAAACAAAAUGAAGUGGGCUGCCGUGACACAGCCCCUUUAAGAUGCACCAUUUCCCUUUUGUAAGAAGAGCUCGGUGAGUUUGGGAAAAAAUAUCCACAAGUAGACCUGGAACGUGCAAAAUCUUGCAUCGAGUUAAGAGUCUUAUAUUUACACCCUGGACUCCCAUCGCCUGCUUCCUACGCACAGGCGCCCACACUAGCUACAUUGGCCUUCCUGUGAUGCGGAUGGAUGGGCGGACGCCUGAGCUUACUACCAAAGUUUUCUUGGCUGAAUAUAUAGGCUUAUAUGGAAAACCAUAUUUCCAUACUUUUGGGGUUACGUAGCUAACGGGUAUCAUUUUUACAAUAACCAUAUUCAAAUUUUUAGAUGCAAAUUUACUCGAAUAAGAAUUUUUUUUUAUCAGUGGAUAACACACAGGCGUCCAACAGCAGGCUUUUAACUCUUAUUUCAUUUCUAGCGCAGCAGAGUUUAAUCACAGUCAAAUAGUAAAGUUUUUGAUCGAGUGCGGAGCUGAUUUAGAAGCGAAGGACAUUUUGGAGAUGACACCUUUUCUAAUGGCUGUGACGCGUGGAGCCGUGGAAUCUGCCAAGAUGUUGGUAGACCAUGGAGCGGACAUUUUUGCAACUGACUCUUCAUUAAAUAGUGCUGUUCAUUUGGCUAUUACGUACAAAAAACCUGAAAUGUUGAAAUUAUUGAUAGAAGUGGACAAAGAUCGAGUUUUAGUUGAAAUGAAGGACAAAGACAAGAGGAAUGUGCUUCACCUUGCCUGUGGACAGGACAAUUCUGAGGUAUUCUUCUGUUAUUGUUUCGUUAACUUUGUCAUCAAUUUAUUUAUGGUAUAUUAAUUUGGACGAGAGAAUAGGCAAAACUGUUUUCUUUAGGUUAUCAUUUCACCUUUUAGAAACUAAGGUUAAGGGUGCCACAAGUGAAGAAAAAUGUUGAAAAUUACUUGUACCAUAGAAUAUUACACAUUAAUCUCCAUAAUUUACAGUCAUUGCCCUGGUCCAGAACAUGAGGUAUGGAACCGUUAGGUAACUAUUAUCGAAGCGUUUCUCCUCCCUUGUUUUUGCUAUUGGUAACGCGGCACUUGAAUUAAAUAGGCCACUUCCGAGUUCCAAAAACCCUAACUUCUUGUGAAAAUGAGUUUUAUUUGCACGAGAAUGAAAAAUGAUUUCCAUAUCAAAGGCUGAGCACCUACCCUCGUUUUGAAACAGAGGCCAGGGGGAAAUCGGAAAUGGCCUAAUCCUCCCUCUCUGUUAAGCCCCCUCCCUCUCUAAAACGUGCUUGAAAUAAAUAAGUCACCAGGGUAGAGGAUUACGGUAUUUAUUUUGCAUUGGGCACGAACCUCAUCAAAAAUAAUAAAACAAAAACAGGUUUUUUUACGCGUUUUUUUUUAAUUGUAUACUUCUCGGUCUCGUAUUUUCUUUUUUAAGAUGUUGACAAUUCUUCUGGAAAAUAAAGUGUAUGUAAGAGGGCGUGACAUGCAGGAGAAGAUACCCAUUCACAUCGCAGCUGAGAAUGGUUCACUAGAUUGUGUGGUGACGCUCGCCAAAUACCCAUUAUUUGCAAGUUAUGUAGAUCAAAGGGAAGCUCGUGGAAUGACAGCUCUUCAUUUCGCCGCCAACAAUAAACACGCGUAAGUUAUGAAGAAACAAAUACCCCAAAUCUUUGCAAUAAUUUGCGUUUUUCCUGCUUAUGCUCUCUGGGGUACAGGGAAGACACUGAGCGCAGAGGAGGGGGGAACUUUGGAGUUAGCAUGUGUAACCUAACUUGGUGUGAUUUGUAACUAGUUGGCAAAUCCAUACAUCCGGCAGGAGACUGCGUGUAUACUGUUUACAAACAUUGUUUUUCUUAUUUGAAUUUGUAACGAAUGAAACAAAAUAAUCUUUUGUUACAAAAAUUCUAUGGGCUUCUGGCUCUUGAGCUUGUUAUGGUUUGGUUUCCCCAUGAAGGUCUCAGGGCAGGUGUCAGGGAGACUGGUUAAUUCUGAUUCAAAGGUGCUUUCAAACAAAAAAACUCAUAUAAUCCCGUACUUAACCCCGGAGGUUUUCCCGGACGUUUCUAAGACGCCUUAGGGAUAACGUAACUGGUCUCUCCCCCUCCCCCCUUGGGAUCUCACCCACAAACUGUCAUUUUCUCUUAUAUUUUCCCUUUGGGCAAGAGAUUCCAGCAAAACUGAUUUUUUAGCCAGCAAUACCCCAUCCCUGCCUAUGAAAGAAGUAACGGCCGAACUGUACCUUAAGCCUUGGCUCAUGAACAUAUUUUUAAUCUUUUUAAUGCUGUUUUUCCUGUUGAAAAUUUUGAUUUCAGAAAGACGUGUGAAUUCCUGAUUUCAAAGGGUGCAGAUGUCUCAGCUAAAUGCAUGAACAAUGUGACGCCCCUUCACUUGGCUGUGACGGUGGGAUCCUUAGAGACAGUAGUUGUUUUAAUGAAUCCCUUUUUGCCGAGUACACUGGAAGAGAAGGACAGUGAUGGAAACAGUCCUCUUCAUCUGGCAUGCAGAUACAACCGCCUUGAUGUGCUGCAGUUUCUUUUAGACAGAGGUGCUGACGUCACAGCCAGAAAUGAGAGAAAUAUGACCUGUAUAGAUGUAGCGAUCGAGUGGGAAGCCGAGCAAGUAGCAAAGACACUUGUGAAACAUGAAAGGUACGUUUUAAGAGAACUCUGUUAGAGACAUCUCUCAUAUCCAACCCCAGUGGGGAAGGGGGUAUUCCGGAUUUCAAGUGACGGGGAUGAUCGAAGGGGGCGAAAAUCAAAACCCAAAAAAAUCCGUAGGGCUUCAAACAAAACCCCAAAAUAUCCCUGGACCAAAAAUUAACCCCCAAACAUCCCAUGCCGAGUUUCCGAGCCUUAAAAACCGCAGCCGCAGAACUACGCGCCCGGGAUAUGCAGGUACUACCAAGAAUCUUCGUGUUCGUAUUAAGCGGGUGUCCGUAAAGACAGGUUUGACUGUAUUGGAUAAUUCUCUGUUAAACGCACUUACAGGAUACUUUCCUAAAAUAUUUCAGCUAAUCAUUUAACAUAUAUAUGUUUAUUAGCCAUAAUCAAACCGAGGGGACUGCGUUCGGCCACCAAGCGGUUCUCAGUAUCUGCAAGCUUUAGUCAUUCAUUGAUGCUGAAACGAAAAGUACCAAACUUUCUUGCUGUAAAUGCUUAAAGAAUCAUAUCAAUUUUAACUGUCUUGACCACCCGCCGCCGCCCCACGGCCCGUUUUUUAAAGCUAAAUCCAAAAGGAAAGAGCAAAGAUGACAUCUCUUUGAUUCAUGGCCUACUUCGCAUGUUUUCAAGAAAAAGAAACUUUUUUGCCAUAUCUGGAAAAGAUAUAUAAAAGCUCCAAGUUUCGUUAAGGACGUAGGAUGAGAUCACGCCGCCAGUUUAUAAGUAAAUUAUAACCUGGGUUUUUGGUUUUACUCAGUCCAUUAGGGAAAAGUUGCUAGAAUGAUGCAGGUUUAUUCUUCUUGUCUACUUCUGCAAUUUUCUUUUAGUCUUCAGGUUUUGCCCCAUUUUCGGCCUAUCGUGAUCAGAUCUUAUUGAAAAAAAGAUUUGGUACUACAUAGUAUGCUUGUUUUCAAGCUGACAGCCCAUGCCCCGUACAAUGACAAAUACAAAAGAAAUUAAUGUUUAAUGAGUGUUUGGACAUCAGAUGAAAAACUUGUCAUUUUUGCAUCCUUGAUUGAUCCUUCUAAAAUCAUUUUGUUUGAGAAGUAAUAUCAACUAUUCGACACAGUGUUUCAUCACCAGAUCAAUCACCUCAAAGUUCGUCAGAAAUACUCCGCUGCGCGUUGUAUUUUCAACUCUCCUCUCAACAGAUGAAACACCGAGUCUUCAUGCCUGAUAUAUUACUUAUAGCAUUGACCACACUUUCAUUAGAAGUUUCAGUAGUGGUAAAACUAAUAUGAAAUUUUCUCAUUCUAGGUGGGAGGAGGUACUCGAAGGUUCUGCAUUUAAGAAGUUAAUAGAAAAGCUCCCAGAUGUUGCAGAAAUUGUUCUUGAUCAAUGUGUCACCUACAGUCCUUUGCCCCCAUCGCACGAGGACUUUGCUGUCAAGUUCAACAUGAGAUACAUUGAUCCGUACACAUAUUGUUAUAAAUAUACUGACUUUCCCCCUGCAAUCAUGGCCAAACAUAAGCGAGAAAGACUGUUGAAUCAUCUUGUUACACAAGUGUUACUUCGUGUGAAGUGGAUGAAACUUGGAAAGUUUGUUACUAUUUUUAAUCUUAUUUUUUUCGCCGUUUUUGUCAUUCUCUACUCUAUUUUCAUUUUAAACGCAAGAUCUAGAAGUACAUUGCUGUCCGGGAAAAAGGCUGAAGAACUAAAUCAAACAUCAGAGCUAGGAAUAGCAACUCCUAUCGUACUUCUUGUUUUGCUGCUUUCCCAAUUUAUAAAGGAAACGAUUCAACUUACUUUGAUGCGAUUGGCCUACUUCCUGGACCUCUCAAACUGGAUGGAGACGGUAAUGUUUGUAUUGGCGUUGAUUUUUAUCCUUCCAUUCAUAUUUGGUGAGAAUGUCAAAGCUGUAUACAGUGAUGUACAGUGGAAUUCAGGGAUUGUUGCUCUGCUGCUAUGCUACGUCAAUUUGACAUUAGCUAUCCGUCGAUUCGGCGAACUUGGUUUAUACGUGACAAUGUACAUUGAAGUGCUCUGGACUUUUAUUAAAGUAAUAACCUCCUUUCUCAUCACUUUAAUUGGUUACUGCUUGGUGUUUUACGUGUUACUGAAGGCUCAGGUAAGAACUGUACUGGAAAGAUCGAAAGUAACUGUUGACCCCUUCUCUAGAGAUACUGGUAACAGGGAAAACGCCUCACUUCCGAUUGACUAUCGCCUUUGCUUAAGCUCCCUAAUACCGUAACUGCAUGAGGUGCCAAAUGACUAUCUGUCUCCCUUCGAACACUCGUGGAAGAUGUCACGUGUUUUGCAUAGCGCACUUAUGCUUGUUUUCUGGUGCUGGGGCUAUUUCACAUGAUCUGUUUUAACCCUCUUAAUUUUUUUCACUUUGUUAUAAGCCAACUUGACUAAGCUGGCAUGCGCCAUUCGUUUACUUUAACCCUACUGGGUACUAGUCUCACUAUCAUUAAGGGCACGUGCAGAUGUAUUUAGGUCCACCUCAUUCAAAUGCAUUGGUUCCGACGAAGGAAAUAACCGUCGAUUGAAUUAUUCAGUUAAGACAAAUUUAACGUCCCCUGCUGGAGAUAAGAUCGAGAGCAGGCCAUUUUCACGAAGACGACAUAUGACUAGAACUACCAGAAUCUAUUUCUUUUUUUUCUCUCUUAUAAAUUGAUCAAGCCCGCUGAGGGUAAAAAAAGAAAGCCUUUUUUGCACAAGAAAACAACAAACUGAAGCAUUCGGGUAGUUGUAAUACAAUGGCGUCAUCGUGCAAUUGUCCUAUUCAGCGAGUCAUCCGAUCGACGUGAAGGGCCGUCUUCCGUGCUGUUUCAAGACCCAGAGCGAUUGGGAUCGGAGACGAGACCUCCCGCUCUGCAGGCCAGAUUUCUACCAGUUGUAUUGACUGCGAGGGCGUCGCUACCCGUACGGCUGUUCGCACGUACGAAGCUGAACAAAUGUCAACUGAAAAAACUGGGUGGGGUUGACCUGUUAAAUGUGCGCACCUCUGGAACAUUCCUAGCUCCGCCUCUAAAGCGUACUUGGCAUUGGACCCUUUAUACUAGAAUAGAGGUGAUAUCUGACAAAGUAUAUAUACCUUAUUAACGACGAACGAUCUCUUUUGUCACCUUGCAGGGUAAUUUCUCCACCUUUUUGUUUGCCAUGGGAAAAAUCCUUGUCAUGAUGAUUGGCGAACUAGACUAUACUGAUAUUUUGGUGGUCGACUGGUCCAAUGAAGCUACGGUACCAUUGCCUAUGAUCACCAUUGGACUGUUCUUCCUUUUUGUCUUGACAGUCUCUGUUGUACUGGUCAACCUGCUGGUAGGUACAGCGAAACUACUUUUGUCAAGAAGGGCAACACUAAUCGAGACUCUUUGUACCGAUGAUAUUCUUAAGUGACAAUCUGGAUACGGUUCGGGUGUCAACGAGUAUGGGGUAGCGUUGUUAUGACGGGUGACCCGACGAGUGUUCAGACAAUGGAAAAAAAAUAGAAACGCUAAAUAAAUAAAAAAAAUACAUUUGGAAUUCGGCAUGAACAAUUUGUUUGUUCGUUUCUUUGUUUUUUUCUUGUUUUAAGUUUAAGUACAAUCCUUCUUGUGACGAGUUUUAGUCACGUCCCCGUCACCCCAUCUUUUUUUUGAAUCGCAUAAAUCUUGAUCCCAUUUUGGCAGUUUUCUGGCAAGUGGCGAAUAUCCAAAUCGCGGAUUUCAAAUUGUCCUUUUUAAAUUUAUGAAACAGUUUCCAGUUCGUGUGAGGUCGCAACAAGUGAUAUAACUGAGCUGAGACAACGUUGAUCUGCAUCGAAAUCUUCAAGUUUCAACGCUUCCAUUUCUGUAUGAUAUCAGGGCAAACAUCUUAACAGCACUCACAAAAAUCUGGUUAAACGUCAAAACUGGAUAACAUCUGCUUACUUGGAAUUACGAAACCAACAGCCUUUUUGGUUUGAAAGCAGACGGAGUGUUACAGUAUUUUUAAAGUACAAAGAGUUCUGAGACUAGGGUACUUUAGUUUGUAGUCUUUGUUAGAAAACGUCCAAGAAUAGAGCCCUGCGGUACUCCGUGCAUGAUUUGAAGUGGGCUUGAUAGCUUGUCUCUAAUGUGCAUACAUUUUGUAUUGUAAGAAGCCCAAUAGAAGUUCACUUAAGUACGUAUUACUAUCAUUAUCGCCAUGGAAAUUAUUGAAUUUUGUUUCAUGUUUUGUAGGUUGGUUUGGCAGUUGGAGACAUAGAUUCAAUAAAAAGGACAGCAUCUUUACGAUCUUUAAUAGAUCAAACGUUGAUUGUGGAGAAGCUUCUAAAAUACUACCCGAGGUUUGUUCUCCGACAUGCACAUGACAGCGACAUGGAAAUAAAGCCAAACCGUAAUACUAUGGUUAAAAGGUGAGAAUGCAGUAAAUUUGUCUACUGCGUAAUGGUAUCUACAUAGACAGCUGUUUUUUGGGCUUUCAGUACUAUCCAACUUUACAAAACUUGAAAUGUUCAUCAAUCCUUGUUUUAUCCUCGAAAUCAAUUCAACCACCAUCCAUUGUAAAAGGAGGAAAGGUUGUUGGACCUUUUCAUGUAAAUAUAGCCAGACAGACCCACUACAGCGAAAGGGUAAAUAUGCAAAUACGUUUGUCUAGUACUUCUGAUUAUACAUCUACAAAGACAUCACGUUUUCUUUGUCAUGUAGUGUUAUUCAACUUUACAAAUUUUAAAUGCACAAAUCGACGUUACUUUCUCAAACUCAAUACUCCCACCAGGGAAUGUGUGAUAGAUUUUAUUCGAAACCAAUAGAUCUCUUACAGUAACGGACUUCUAUUCCAUUACACUUGCCAAAAAACGAUCGGGUUCCACAAAGGUAACGGGCUUCUAAACCGAUACACGUGCCUUCAACAAAAUUACAAUUCUCUAAAUCGAAAAACUACUCCGUUCAAAGUGUCACAUGAUCACGUGUUCGAAACGUGAUCGGCUACAUCUAAGGUCAAAAAAUGUCACGCGCGAAAAGUAACACAAAACUCCGUGACACACUCCCCCCUUGACCAGUCGAAUCACUGGUCAACUAGUCUCCGAAUAUAAUCAGCAUUCCGAGCGGCAAGACGCCUGGGUGGCCUGAUGCCAUCAAUUAUCUGCUCCUCCCGAGGUUGUUCAUCAUUAGUCACGAUAGGUAUCUCCAGGGGAAACAGCCUUUGCACUGGCCUCUUCAUAGUAACAGGUCUACCACUCUUACUGAUAACCUUGACUACAGCUGCUCUAACGCGAUCGUCCGCACCAUGGAUCAACUGCUCCACUCGUCCAAGUUUCCACUGACUACGGGGCAGAUUGUCUUCGAAAACGGUAACAACAUCUCCCUCAGAUACAGCAAUACUGGAUCUAGGCCUGGAUUUCUGCCGAUGCAGGUUCCUUAACUCUGUAACAUAUUCUCUGCUCCAGCGCCUCCAGAAGUGUUCCAGUAACAAUCCCAAGUACUUCCGUCUUCUUGGGAGAUCUUCCGACGACACUGUAUGGUCAAGUGAGGCUUGUCGAUUUCCUGUUACCUCCGGCAGUGAUAAUAUUCGUCUUCCAUACAUCAAGUGACUUGGUGUCAAUGGUUCUUCAGGAUCAUCUGACGAUACGUAAGUCAAGGGUCUAGAGUUGAGAGUUCCCUCAACCUCGACGAGAACAGUGUGCAAUUCGUCAUAGUUUAACUUAGCGUUCCUAAGUGUCUUCCGCAAACAUCUCUUUGUAUUCUGAAUCAAUCGCUCAAAAAAGCCACCCCACCAGGGCGCUCUGUCCACAUUAAAUCUCCAGUCAAUUCUUUUACUGGCCAGGAAUUUCUUGACUCUUGGGUAAGAAAAUAACUUGCUCAAAAUUUUAUCUGCAGCCUUAAACGUUUUGGCAUUGUCCGAGAUAAUCAGUUCUGGUAAACCUCUUCUAGCUGCGAAUCUCCUCAGGCAACGGAUGAAUACAUCAACCGACAGGUCCGUAGCAAGCUCUAAAUGUACUGCUCUCACAGAACAGCAAGUAAACAGGAGAACAUAGACCUUCUGUAACGCAGACUGUCCUGACACCUUAAUGUACAAAGGUCCAGCAUAAUCUACUCCGACAUAAGUAAAGGCAGGUUUCUGGCUCAAUCUAAACUCGGGUAGGUCACUUUGAGGAGGCACUCUGUAACUCUGCCCUUCAUAUCUGCGACAAACUGUACAGCUAGCCAGUGUUCUUUUAACAAACUGUCGUCCCUUGACAAUCCAAAAUCUGGUUCUCAGCUGGGCUAGCGUAGCUUCUACCCUAUUGUGAUGCACCCUUUCAUGAGCAUCUCUCACCAACAGAGUUGAAAGAUAAUGAUUCUUUGGUAGUAAGGCUGGGAACUUCGUCUCAUGUGGUACAUCAGCAUUAGCAACUCUCCCCUUACAUCUUAGGACUCCACUACUGUCUUCGUACAAACCAAAGUCUCGCUCUAACUGGCUGUAAUUUGCUUGGGACUUCAAUUCUUUCUGGACACUUCUUAACCACUUCACUUCUGCAUUUCCAAGUUCUUCUGCAGUAACCUCUCCCAAGUAAACAGUUCCUUCCUUUAGCAACUUGGCCUUGAUUUUCAAAUUUUUCACAAAGCGCAACACCAAAGCUGUAAUACGAAACAACUUGUUACAGGAGCUAAAAUCUGUGAUCGGAAUAAUAGUGUCCAUAUUGGGUAUUCCAUUUGUAGUUAACAAUACCGCUUCACCAACUGCUUCGAUAGCUUGGCCUUUCUUCAUCUCUACGCAACACUCUUCAGCAAUUGUUUCUGAACAUUCCUCAGAACUGGGCCAGUUUCUCAUGGGCUCCGACAGCCACGAUGGUCCCUUCCACCACAACACAUUACUCUUUAACUUAGCCGCACCUUCUCCACGAGAUCCUAUGUCCGCUGGGUUCUCAAUGCCAGGACAAUGGUUCCACAUGCUCUCUUCGGUCAAAGACAAGAUUUCAUUCACACGAUUUUGCACAAACUGCUUCCACUCCUUCGAACCCUUUAUCCAGCAGAUUGCAGUCUUGCUGUCUAACCACAAGUGUGUCUUGUCAAUUGUAAUCUGUGACGCCAAGGCUUCUUUAACUGAGGACACCAAUCUUGCUAAGAUGACCCCAGACAGUAAUUCGAGUCUAGGGAUAGACUGCCUUGUCAGCGGUGCCACUCUGGUUUUGGAUGACAACAAAACUGGAAAAAAAUCACCACUCACUUCAAGAACCAAGUAAACAACAGCACAAUAAGCCUUUUCUGAAGCGUCCCCAAACCCAUGAAUAACAUACGACGUAACACCUUCCUCUAAUCCAGCAUACACACACCUUGGUACUAACACUUGCUGCACCUCUCUCAAGUCCUGAAGCCACCUGUUCCACUGCUUCCGGGCAGACUCCGGGAGUGGCGCAUCCCAUUCAAACUUCUCCUGGCAAAGAGACUGAAACAAAAUCUUCAUUUCCACCAGUAUUGGACUGAGUACUCCAAGGGGGUCAAAGAAACUUGAAGUAACCUUUAACAAGUUUCUCCUGGUCGGCUCCAAGUCUUCUGAAAGUCUCAGUAAGGCUUCAAAUUUAAAAAUGAACUCAUCAGUAACACAGUUCCAAUUGACACCAAGUACCUUGUGUUCAUCCUUCAUAUCAAGCUUCUCCAAAUGAUUGACAGUAGUUUUCGCAUAAGACUCUGUAUCCUCCACUACAGCACAAGUUCCGACAGUUCCAACUUGGUCCUCACAAAUCAAUUCAAGCAAUUUAGGUGAAUUUGAAAUCCACUUUCGCAAGUUAAAUCCACCUUCCAAUAGGCACUUCUUAGACUUCUGAUAAAGCGACAGACACUCCUCAACACCCCUUUCUCCUGUCACCAAAUCAUCCACAUAAAAUGAAUUCAACAAGUUCUGAACCAACCCAGGGUCAGCCUCAUAUUGACUGAUAUGAUACUUCAAAGUGGCAUUCAAAAGAAAAGGGCUAGCAUUGACUCCAAACACCACACGACAAAACCUAUAUAACAUCAAUCCGGGAUUCUCUUCUUCUAAACUGUCCACCCAGAGGAAUCGCAGGACAUCACGAUCUUCUUCAGCAACUCCCACAUUGAGAAAGGCUUUUUCAAUGUCUCCUACAAGUGCAAUUCUUUUCUCUCUAAACCGGAGGAGAACAUUGAAGAUUGUUGGAGUUAAGGCUGGUCCUGAGUAAAGACAUUCGUUAAGACUUGGACUAUCACUGCUGGGCCUUGACGACGCAUCAAAAACAACACGAAGUUUGGUUGUAAGGGCAUCCCGGCGUACCACCCCAUGAUGCGGUAAAUAAUGCACCCUUCCAACAUCAGGACGCUUGGCACAGUCUACUUGCUCAAUUAUACCACUCUGCAACUGAUCUUGUAUGAUGGAGUCAUAUUCUUUCAAGAUCUCUGGAUCCUUUCUAAGACGUUUAAGCUGCGUGCUCAAUCUUGCUACACAGUUCUCAAAAUUAUCUGGCAACAGCCCAUGUUGCUCCUUCCAAGGUAGAUGGACCAAAUACUUGCCAUCUUCAAAACUCAAAUUCUUUUCAAAGGCUUCAAGAACAGUAUCCUUAUCUCGAAUGCCGACAGAAUCCAGAUCCCACAAUCUAUCCAAAUCCCCUUGCAGCGUAUCAUCAACAACCCUUGACUCCGUCCUCAACACGUGAGUCGACGAAAACUGAAUACUUGAAAGUUUCUCCCUCGGGAGAUUUUCCACCGGACCCGACAACACCCAUCCAAACUUGGUAGAAACAGCCACAGGUCCACCCUGACCUGACUCCUCCCCCCUUACUGACUUGCCAUCAAAGAAAUCCCAGAUAUAAUCUGAACCAAUCAACAAAUCAAUCUGCAUUGUAUUGCUGGCAGGGCACACAUCAGCAAAUUCAAUGUUUUUUAAGCUGGGAUAUCUUUCUUUAACCCAUUCCAAAUCUUGACCUUGUAAAUCAUUACAAAUGUGAGGGACUGCAAAUGCAUUCAAUGUUGUUUUAAAGUCUGUUCCUGAUUUGGUUAAAGAAAGUUCGACCAGGUUGACAGCUUCCAGCUCUUGGUUCUGAUCCCCAAAUGUUGCAAUUUUCAGUCUCUCUGUCCUGACAGUUUUCAAUUUCAAGGUAUUUACUACCUUUUGGUUGAUAUACGAUCGCUGGGCUCCAGUAUCAAAAAUUGCACGUACAGUGAGACUAUGAGAGAGUUCCUUCCCCGGGAUUGAGACAUUUACUUGAACAGUUUGUAAGAAAACAUGCAUCCCAGAACCAAUAUGCAAUGCAGGUGAGGCUGUUGCCCCCGCAGGAAUAUUACUGCUGUCUGCCAUACCACUAUUACAAACUGCCAAAUGGUGACGACCACUACACUUGAAGCACUGAAUUUUGGUGUCACAGUUACGGGCUAGGUGCCCCCCACGGCGCAGGCAAUUGAAACACCUCCCUUGUUUCUUCAAAAUUUCUCUUCUUUCAUCAAUAUUUGUUACAACUUGGCACUCAGACGCUCGGUGAUUUCCUUUGCAAAACAAACAGUUUAACUCCCCACGAUUUCCGCUCAACAAUACACUCGCAGUUGAUUCAUUGCCAGGGUUAAACGAAUUCUUUAAUGGGGAUUUUUUCUCCACAGAUGUAUUCAUAUCACACCUUUCACGGGCCUCCACUUCAUUUUUGACAGCUUUUAUCACAGAAGUUAGCUCCCAGUUAUCCUUAUGUUCCCUGCUGACAAUCAAUCGCAAUUCUUCGGGCAACUUCUCCAUGAAUAUAGGAAUCAAAAGAGCUCCAUAGCAGAAUCAAUUCCCAGUGCUUGUAAACCUCUAACCUGAAUUUCCAAAUUAUCGAGAACAGCUCGGAUUCCCUUAACGUUAGACAUGGCAUUCACAGGCUGUAAUUUGAGUAAGGCCUCCAUGUGAGAGCUAAUAAUUAUCUGCUUGUUUCCAAAUCUAUCGGUUAAGAUUUCAAUAGCCUCCUUAUAGUUCAGUUCAGUUAAUGGUAAUCCAGUGAUAGAAUUUAGAGCUGGGCCAUCUAAUAGACUUCGCAGAUAAUUAAACUUGUCAACAACGUCUGCACCGCAGACGAGAACGAAUCCCAAAAUGUUUGCCAGUUUUUUGGGUCGCCAGCAAAUCUUUUUAUGUGUAGUUUUGGUAGCUUCGCACCGUUACUAGAACUAGAUGGAACAGACCCACCUUGACUUCCUUGAGGCGAUUCUUGUUUGCCAUGAGAAUUUUCACAUUUCUGUAACUUGAUAAGGGCGCCAUGAAUUCGCGCGCGAAACUCUUCAGAUUCCUCUAUCUCCGGUUCUAAAUUUCCUUCGUCGAUUAAGGCCAAAAUCGAUUCGUCGAAGGCCUUUAAGGUCGCUAAUUUUUCAUUGAGCGUAAUAGUUAUCCGUUUUAUCUUGUCUUUAGUGGUAUCAGACCCAUCGUAAUCCAUGAGAAGUUCAUCGACUGAUGAAAGAAUUUUCCUUGCGUGUAAGCGAUGCGCCGCACGUAUUUUCAGGUUCUUCGCUAGUUUUCCAGGCAUAAUUUAGGCUAGUUCUGACUCCAAAUCCGGCUCGAAGGACCAAAUGUGAUAGAUUUUAUUCCAAACCAAUAGAUCUCUUACAGUAACGGGCUUCUAUUCCAUUACACUUGCCAAAAAACGAUAGGGUUCCACAAAGGUAAAGGGCUUCUAAACCGAUACACGUGCCUUCAACAAAAUUACAAUUCUCUAAAUCGAAAAACUACUCCGUUCAAAGUGUCACAUGAUCACGUGUUCGAAACGUGAUCCGCUACAUCUAAGGUCAAAAAAUGUCACGCGCGAAAAGUAACACAAAACUCCGUGACAGAAUGUAAAAUAAAGAGGAGCUGUUGAAACUUUUGGUAUUGCCAAAGGAUGCAUUUUUGUUUUGACCUAAAGCAAAGUUAGACUGUUCACAGUCCCCAAUUUUUCCGUGAGAUCGUCGAGAUCAAGCGCUCACCGUCACUGGUAGCCAUUUUGUAAUUGGUUUCAAAUGUACCGAGGGGAGGGCGUCGGGUUUUAUAGCGGUGGAGAAGUGAGGGGAGCAAAAUAAAAUUCUCUCCUCCUCCCAAAUCAUCCCCUCCUCCCUAAUUAGUUGAAAUAGUCAUAAGCUUGACUCCGUCAAAAUGGCCGCCUUUAGCAUUAAUCGCUCUGGACGAUCUUACAGGAAAAUAGGGCGGUGCUAACAGUCUAAAGCAAAUUAAUAUGUGAUAUCUGAUAAUCACUAAAAUCGAUUUUCACCAGCGAAGGUCCCGUGGUUGUCCGUCUAAUACAGGUUUCACUGCAUUCUAAAAAACAACAACAAUAACAACAACAACAACAACACAUAACCGGUAGUUUAGAAACAACUUUUCUGUUCCCCUGUUAACAGUUUUACUGUACACCACUAAUACUUUGUCGAAUUUAGCCUGAUCACGAUCAGCGGCACUUUGAGCAUAGCUUUGAACAAAAAUUAAAAAUUAGUUAUUGAUGUAGAGCUUUACAAUAAUGCUUCUUUUAAUCCCAAAGGAUUGUUCUGGCUGGCAAUGAUCUUUCAGAUAGAGAUUUUAUGGAAAAGCUUCUCAAUUACAGAACUGGAGAAAGCGGUCCAGGAGACGAACUUCGCGGAACUUUCGAGAAAUUGAGACAAGAAACGCAAGAGGAAGCCAUCCUUAAACUACAAGCCACAGUAGAAGCACAAUGCGAAAUUCUCAAGGCGAUUGCCGAUAGGUUAAAAAUUACUGACUAGGAUUAAAUUUUAAAUUGAUCAAGAAGCUUGAUCUUUUCACACAACAAUACGCGGGUCUUACAUAAACAUAUCUGGAGUUUCUAUUUCAUCGUCAUCGAGUUCUCACUCUUAAAAGAGAGAAAUGUCAAGAGUGAAACUUGAGAUAGAAAUCCACCAAUCAUGAUUGAGGUUCGAAAUACACUAGUCACAAGUAAUCACAGCUCGUUUAAAGUCCUGCACAGCACGUCGACAGCAUAGCCUGAAAAAAUGAACCAGGGGAGCAUUCAACACUUUGCGAUCAAUAACAAAGUGAGCAACGCGCGGAGAGAAA
Messenger RNA from Porites evermanni, 17524 nucleotides. The record is from the annotation of a GenBank genome assembly. Lineage: Eukaryota; Metazoa; Cnidaria; Anthozoa; Scleractinia; Poritidae.